AUGAAUCCAAGUUUGACAGAUAUGCCUGAUGUUGUAUUGAGACAAAUUUUCACUGAUGUUGGCUGUCCAGGAAUAUUCAAUCUUCGAAAAGUGUGUCCAUUUUUUCGAGAAUUUCUGCAAAAAUUUCCAACAGACUCCAGAAUUCCAUUGAUUAACAUUACGAUUUAUAAAGAACUGAUGAUCAUCAAACUAAAACCAGGAAUAAUGGAAACCGAUGGAAUUCGAUACUCAAAACAGGAAACACAUUGUAAAAUUAGAUAUGGAGACUCGGGGAAAAUUCUGGAAAAUUGCGAUUAUUCUGAUCGAAUUUUCGAAGAUUUGGAAAUUAUAAUUGCUCAUCAAAAAUCAGUUCUCGAAGCACUCGAAAUUUUUUGUCCGAUUCCAGUUAUUUGGGAUACAGAAUUUCCUGAAACAGUCCAGAGACUACAGAAAGUUCUUGAAAAUUCUCGAAAACUCAAAGUCAAAAAAUUCUAUAUGCAUUACUCGAAUUUUCCUCGUAUUUCCUCACUUUUGAAACUCUUGGACGCCGAGAAAAUCGAAGAAAUCGCAACGUCCUCAAUGAUCCAGCCUUAUGAAAAUGAUAUUGGAAUUGAGGAUUUGGUAAAAUUGGAUCAUUGGAAAAAUGCGAAACGGAUAAAAAUUAUUAAUGUUCCAAUCAACGCAUCACUACAGAACUUUCUACAUUUCGAAGAGGUUACGGUAGAAUUUACGAGGAUUUCUGCUGACGAAAUGAUUUUGGUAACGGAGAACUUACUGAAAUCUACAAUCGCAAGAGAAUUUCGCAUUGGCUACACCGGAUUCGAGAACGAAAUUCAAUUUUUGAACUAUUUGGGACCCCCUAGAACAUCUGACGAUGACGACGACGAAACGAACCAAAAAAUAUGGUACAAACGAAUCGAGAAUUCGUCGGAAUCUCUUUUCAUAUUUCAAUCGACGGAGCACAAUAAUUACUUCAAUCUUUCUAGAAUCCCAUUAUCUCGUUUUCCAGAAAAUUGA
Molecule: messenger RNA, 996 nt
Organism: Caenorhabditis briggsae
Lineage: Eukaryota; Metazoa; Nematoda; Chromadorea; Rhabditida; Rhabditidae
Exons: 3
Coding region: 1-996 (331 amino acids)
Biological process (GO): innate immune response
Molecular function (GO): protein binding
Source: RefSeq, a predicted model, not a curated record